This is a messenger RNA of Brassica oleracea var. oleracea, 2463 nucleotides long. RefSeq lists its product as uncharacterized. Gene Ontology annotation, molecular function: zinc ion binding. The record is from RefSeq and is a predicted model, not a curated record. The coding region runs from base 1 to 2463 and encodes 820 amino acids. The transcript is spliced from 5 exons. NCBI's taxonomy places the organism in Eukaryota, Viridiplantae, Streptophyta, Magnoliopsida, Brassicales, Brassicaceae.
AUGGCUGAAUCGCAGGAAAUCGAAUUGAAGAUUCAUUUUGGUGGUUCAGUGAAGAAGAUUGGAAAGGAAGAUUAUGAGUACUUAGGUGAAUUAGGGAGCAAAAAUGUGGAAUGGAAGUUCGAUGAGAUAUUGUGGGAUAGGUUUGUCGAUUUUUGCAAAGAAGAAGCGCUAAUUAGAGCACCAGUUGGCUUGAUUUGGUUUAAAUCAGAAAAAGAAGAGAUGAAGCAACUGCGGUAUUUAUAUGAUAGGUACGAUGAGGAGAUGUUGAUGCUACGAUCUGUGAGCAAGCUAGGGAUAGAUGUUGUAGUAGUGUUUGUUGAACAUGAGUGCUCAGAACACAUACCCGGUGUGAUUCAGCUUUCAGAUAGAGAACACAUUGAAGACGAAGAACACAGUGAGAAUGAUGAUGUCGAUAGACCUAAAGAAGAUGAUGAGCCAGAAGGAUCAGAAGAUAAGAAUCCGGCUGAAAAGGAAGAUAACCCGACUGUGAAUCCGGCUGAAAAGGAAGACAAUGAAGAUGGUGGUGAUGAAGUUGUCGCUGAUGUAACAGAUGAUACUAACGAUGUAAGGUUUCAGUCUGUCUUUGAAGAAGGAGAGAAAGCUGUACUAGAUAAAGAAGCAUAUGGAAAUGGUAUAGAGGAAGAUGACAGUGAAGAUGAGAGGGCGCCAGUAGAUGUUGAAUAUCUAGACACACCAGUAGAGUCAGAAGAUGAAUGGGAAGAAUGGAAUCGAAAGCUUAAAGGAAAAGGGAAGGUCAAUGGAAGUGAUAAAUACCAUGGUGACUAUGAAAAACCACCUUACAUCUGGUUAUUUCAAAAGUUUAACAGUGGGUUAGAGUUUAAAGACCAAGUCUUGAAGUAUUUUAUGAAUACUCAAUACGAUGUGAAGAUGGCAAGGUCGGAGUCAUUCAGGAUUGUGGAGAAGCCGAUUAACAAGUGGAUGGUGAAAGUGUGUCACAUGAAGCACAACCAUGGUAAAUCAAGCAGGAUCUCAAUGUUGAAGCAAUGUGUGAUUGCUGUCCUUUUUAGAGAAGAAUUACGCAUAAAUGUCAAUCUACAAGCUUCAACGAUCAAAGAUGCGAUAAAGGUAAGAUAUGACAUUGUUGUACCUAUAUCUAAGUGCUACAGAGGAAGAGACAUUGCAUUGGGGACAAUUCUUGAAGCUCAAACAACACAGUUUUGGAAGCUAUGGGAUUAUGAAGAAGAGUUGCGUAGAUCAAACCAGGCAGUUGGGAGUGAUGCCGAUAACAGGAUGUACCCUAUUGCUUGGACAGUUGUGAGAGGAGAAAACAAAGAUACUUGGGGAUGGUUUAUGAGAAAGCUGAAGCAUGAUAUUGGCUUGGAAUUUGGGAAGGAUCUUACUGUAAUCUCGGAUAAACAAAAAGGACUUGUUCACGCUAUCGAAUUAGAACUUUCUGAAGCAGAACAUCGCAUGUGUGCUAGGCACAUUUAUGCUAAUUGGAAGAAGCUUGGUUUCUCAAGGUCAGAGUUUAAGUCAUUGUUUUGGGGAGUCGCAUACAGCUACACCGAGGGAGAGUACAAAGAGAAGAUGCGUUUGGUAGAGGCUUACGAUGUCGUGGCACACAAUGAAUUACUCAAAACAGACCCAGAGCGCUGGUGUAGAGCAUUCUUCAAUGUGGAGUCUCAUUGUCCUGAUGUGCACAACAAUUUAUCAGAAAGUUUCAACAGAAACAUAAAGAUGGCAAGGGCAAAACCAAUGAUCAACAUGUUGGAGGACAUACGCAGACAAGCAAUGACAAGGAUAUCAAGCCGGUUCUUUACGGCAGAUAAGUGGGACACCAUUGUAACACCUAUUACAAUGGCUUUGUUGGAGAAAGCGAGAUGUGCAAAAAAACAUUGUUCAACAAUUCGCAGCGGUUUCAGCUUGUACGAGGUGAAUGAGUUCGACUGUGGUUACAUGGUGGAUUUGGCUACACAUCAGUGUGCUUGCAGGCGAUGGGAUCUCACAGGUAUUCCUUGUAAACAUGCUGUGUGUGUGCUUGAUGACAACCAGGAGGAUCCUGUGAAGUAUACUGCAGAAUAUUACUACACACAUGUGAUGAAAAGAACUUACUCUGACAACAUCAAACCUGUCAAUGGCAAAAACUUGUGGAAGAUGAUAGGCAAGCCACCUAUUGGGAUACCAGAGAUAAGGAAACCAAGAGGGAGACAAGAACACGAUAUAGGAAGAAAGAGUCAUUUGAAGCGCUUGAAACUGCUGAAAAAUUGUCAAGACAUAGACGCAUACCCACAUGUAGCAACUGUCAUUAGUCUGGACACAUUAAAACUGGAUGCAAAAACCAAACUGUGGUUUAUGAGGGACCAAAAAAUAAGCGUGGCAGACCUCCAUGUUCACGCCACUGGAUCAUCAUCUCAGUCUGUUCACGUCACUGGAUCUUCCUCUCAACCUGUAGAAGCCACUGGAUUCUCAUCUGACCCCAAGCCUCAUGCUAAGAAACCUUAA